Molossus molossus (Pallas's mastiff bat) is the source of this 3316-nucleotide messenger RNA. It is a transcript of the gene PIK3AP1, whose product is annotated as phosphoinositide-3-kinase adaptor protein 1. The record is from RefSeq and is a predicted model, not a curated record. Lineage: Eukaryota; Metazoa; Chordata; Mammalia; Chiroptera; Molossidae. Bases 935 to 2950 code for a protein of 671 amino acids. Gene Ontology annotation, molecular function: phosphatidylinositol 3-kinase regulatory subunit binding; signaling receptor binding. The transcript is spliced from 16 exons. Gene Ontology annotation, biological process: signal transduction. Gene Ontology annotation, cellular component: cytosol.
GCUGGGUCCAGGGAGGAGGCGGGUGUCUGUGGAACCCAUUUCCACGGCGGGGCGGCAGAUUUUCCCGCAAUCCUUCCCAGAUUCAUCCCAGAGACUGGUUGAGGGAACCUGCGUCUGUGGCCAGGAAGCUGCCCGCCCAGGAGAAUUAUUUCUCCACUGGGGUCAUAUUUCCUGAGAUCAGCUCUUGCUUCGGUCUGGGCCGGUUAGCAGAUGGGAACCUUGACUUCUAAAUGUGGUUCCAUUAUUGAGCAAGCAGGGUUCAUCAGUUCACGUCCCGAGCCCCCGUUUUCCCUGUGAAAUGGAGAUAAUCACGUCUGUCGCAUGUGCCUGGGGACACUGAAAGGAACAUGUGAGAACAAGUUAAAAAGUUCUGAGACACUGGGUGGUUCAAGAAUGCCCAGUAACCCUUGGCUUCUUGGAUGAAGAUGGAGCAAAUUGGCUUUGGUGUUCCAGGAAGUUUUCUGAAGGUUGAGCUUGGGAGAGGAUGAGCGGCCCCAGCCAUCGGCAGGUGGGAGGUGUGCAGGCAGAUUCUAUCAUUGUUGGACAACCACACAUCGGUUGUCAUGGCAACCUCAGUGUGGGGCUAUUUUUAUUCAAGCUGAAAAGCAGGUAGGGUGAGUUGGGGAGGGGAAGGGAAGAACCAUCACCCUUUGCUUUAAAACAAAACAAAACUAACACUUUGACUAGUUCAUUUAGAGCAACUAGGUGGGGCUGGAUAGAGGUCUAGAGGCCUGAGAUCCGCUCUCCUCCUGCCUUGCUCCCUCAGCCUGAACUUUAAGUAAUUACCUGGCGAAUAAAGGAAAUGUAGCUCCUUGUGUACAUGAGCUGGAACAGACUGGGGUAGAUUCCUGAUCCAGAACCCUCCACCCAGCGCUGCAAACCCACCGGCGUGUAGUGCAGCUGGGCAGCCUCAGGAAUCUGCAGCUGGCACGGGAUGUCUGGAUGGCAAGGCAGGUCGGAUGUGACAGAUUCUGGCUGUGACUCAGUCACCGACACCGAGGCUGAGGACGAGAAGGCCCUGCCCUACGCGAAGCAGCAGAGCCUGCCGCUGACAACUUCACCUGGGAACCUGAUGGUGGUGCAGCCGGACCGCAUUCGCUGUGGGGCAGAAACCACUGUCUACGUCAUUGUGAGAUGUAAGUUGGAUGAGAGAGUAACGACGGAAGCAGAAUUUUCUCCAGAGGAUUCUCCCUCAAUCAGGGUGGAAGCCAAGCUGGAGAAUGAGUACACCGUUUCCGUGAAGGCUCCUGACCUUUCAUCUGGGAAUGUUUCUCUGAAGAUAUAUUCCGGGGAUUUAGUGGUCUGCGAAGCUGUCAUCAGCUACUACACUGACAUGGAAGAAAUCGGGACUCUGUUGUCCAAUGCCGCGAAUCCUGUGGAAUUCAUGUGUCAGGCCUUUAAAAUUGUGCCCUACAACACGGAGACCCUCGAUAAACUGCUCACAGAGUCCUUGAAGAACAACAUCCCAGCAAGUGGACUGCACCUCUUUGGCGUCAGCCAGCUGGAAGAAGAAGAUAUGAUGACAAAUCAGAGGGAUGAAGAGCUGCCCACCUUAUUGCAUUUUGCUGCAAAAUACGGACUGAAGAACCUCACUGCCCUGCUGCUCACCUGCCCAGGAGCUCUGCAAGCAUACAGUGUGGCCAACAAGCACGGCCACUACCCCAACACCAUUGCCGAGAAGCACGGCUUCAGGGACCUGCGGCAGUUCAUCGAUGAGUAUGUGGAAACUGUGGACAUGCUGAAGAGUCACAUCAAAGAGGAACUGAUGCAAGGGGAGGAGGCUGACGAUGUGUAUGAGUCCAUGGCCCACCUUUCCACAGACCUGCUCAUGAAGUGCUCCCUCAACCCGGGCUGUGACGAGGAGCUGUACGAGUCCAUGGCUGCCUUCGUCCCGGAUGCCUCCGAAGACCUCUAUGUCGAAAUGCUUCAGGCCAGUUCAUCUAACACAAUCUCUGGGGAAGGUUUCUCUCGGACCACUAAGGACUCUAUGAUCCGCAAGUUUUUAGAAGGCAACAACAUGGACAUGGCCAGUUUGGAGAAGGAGCCGUACCCUCUGGAUCCACAAGAUGUUUAUCACACAGUGGAAGACGAUGAGGCCUUUUCCGUGGACCUGGCCAGCAGGCCCCCUGUCCCAGUGCCCAGGCCAGAGGCCGGUGCUUCUGGCACUCACCAGCCACCCGACAAUGAACCAUACAUUUCUAAAGUUUUUGCAGAAAAAAGACAAGAGCGGCCUGGGAAUUUCUAUGUCUCCUCAGACAGCAUCAGAAAAGAGCCUCCCGUCAGACCGUGGAGAGACAGGCCCCAGUCAAGUAUAUACGACCCUUUUGCUGGGAUGAAAACACCAGGCCAGCGGCAGCUCAUUACGCUCCAGGAGCAGGUGAAGCUGGGCAUUGUCAACGUGGACGAAGCUGUGCUCCACUUCAAAGAGUGGCAGCUCAACCAGAAGAAGCGGUCGGAAUCCUUUCGCUUCCAGCAGGAAAAUCUUAAACGGCUAAGAGAUAGCAUCACCCGAAGACAGAGAGAGAAGCAAAAAUCAGGAAAGCAGACAGCCCUGGAGAUCACUGUCCCCAUUCGACACUCACAGAACCUGUCUGGCAAAGUGGAGAUUGGAGUCUACGAGAGUGGCCCUAGGAAAAGCGUCUUCCCCCCACGGACGGAGCUCAGACGAGGAGACUGGAAGACGGACAGUACCUCUAGCACAGCAAGCAGCGCGAGUAACCGCUCCAGCACCCGGAGCCUCCUCAGCGUGAGCAGCGGGAUGGAGGGGGACAAUGAGGAUAAUGAAGUCCCCGAGGUUACCAGGAGUCGUAGUCCAGGCCCCCAGGUGGACGGAACACUCAGCCUACCGUUUGAGAGGCCACCCAGGGUGCCUCCCCGAGCUGCCUCACAGAGGCCUCCGACCAGAGAGAGCUUCCUUCCUCCUCCCCCUGUUCCACGCAGAGGCCGCUGACUGCAGCUCCUGAAGCCUGCCUACGUCAGGACUUGGAGACUAGCAGCUUCCAGCCUGCUCACGACGUCUUCAUGUUGCCUUUCAUGGCGUAACUGCUGACCCUGAGACCCACUCUCAUGCUGAUACUGUUGCGGCCCUGCUGGUUUGGGCUUUCCCUGAAGAAGAUACAAUUAAGGCAUGAAGAAGUGAAAAACUAAGGACUUUAUUCCCCGUCGCCAAGUACAUUGAUUCAUAACCUUGUUUGCCGAAAGGAUGAAGACCUAAUUGGGAUACUUACCUCUAAUUUGAUAUAUCAGAAGCCUGAAAGAUUGAUUAGAAAUGUACUUUACAAGUGAUUUUACUGAAAUGCACGUAUAUUAGGCCUUA